AUGGGAAAAGUUUUAACUGGCUCAUAUUUGUUUGCCAAAGGGGUACAAUACCUUGCAUACAGAUGUUCUGCAUCUGGAAGGAGGAAUGGUGGAGCAUAUACUGUUUCAGGGAGUAAUUCACAUGACAUUGUAUUCAAGGGAUUUUCUACUGGUAUCAAAGAAGAUGAUGCGAGUCAAGAAGAUACAUCUUUCCCUCCCAAGCAUCCGGAAAAGUCUUCAUGUUGUGGAGCUGGUUGUAGUAAUUGUGUAUGGUUGGAGUAUAGCAUCAAGAUGAGGCAUUACUAUGGUGAGAAUAGUUUGCAGAAUAUCCUCGAUGAAGUUGAUAACCAAGUAUCUGACAUAGAGUUUCGAGAAUUCGUUAAACUAGAAAUUCGUACGCAUUUUAUAGAUGGAAUGAGUAGAUAA
Molecule: messenger RNA, 405 nt
Organism: Thelazia callipaeda (thelaziosis nematode)
Lineage: Eukaryota; Metazoa; Nematoda; Chromadorea; Rhabditida; Thelaziidae
Source: the annotation of a GenBank genome assembly